GCGGGGCGGGGCGGCCAUGGCGGGGCGGCAGCAGGCGGCGCGCGGCGGCGAGCGCGGGCCGCCCUGCUCGGAGGCUGAGGCGGCGGAAGCCCCCGAGGAGGUGCCCUUCGGCGCGGCGAGGGAGGCGGCCGAGAGCGAACGGAAGCUGGUGGGGGAGGCGGCCCGGCGGCACCGGGAGCUGCUGAAGGAGAAGCGGCGGCGGCGGCAGGAGCUGUUCGCGGAGCAGAAGAAGCGGAAGCUGCUCCCCCAGGCCGUGCUGCAGGAGCUGGCGGCCGCGCCGCCCGCAGGGCGCGGAGGGCAGGCUGCGGCGGCUCCCCGAGGGAAACGCCGUGGCGGUGGGGCUACGAAGCAGAGACGAGGCCGAGGCCAAAGGCAAGGCCAAGCCCAAAGGCCGGUGAAGAUGGACAAGCAGAAAGGUGCCAGUAGGUCAAAAGGAAACUAUACAGCUGUGUGCUUAAAAGAUCAGAGUUUAGCAGGCCUCCACCAGCAGCUUGCCAAAGACUUUUUAAACGCUCAUCUCUACGGGCCGCACGCCAACCGGGCACAGGCAAAUGAAUUUUUUUCCCUUGAAAACAAGAAAAACCUGGUUAAAAAAGCUGCAGUUCAGUUUGUGGACAAAUCUUGGGGGCAAGAAAAAAAGCAAAAAGCAGCAAGGUUUAAGAAGCGGUGGCUCUCAACACACAUUAAAAAUUGAGUAUGAAGACAGCUUUUUCAGAUGAUGUUCUUAAGGACUUCUACUAAAAGUCUCUCGCCACAACCAAGGUGUUUUUCCCCCACCUUCAUCAUUCCUCCACUUCCAGCUCCAGCCAGCAGCCCCCGGCAGGCACCAACCCUCUCCCGGCCGGGCCCGGACCAGCCUCCCUCUUCCCUCCCCUGCCCCAGUGGAAGCGGCUGCUGUAGAGCAGGGGCAGCACCAACGGGCUUGUCCAGCUGCCUCCAUGAGGCAGCUCCUUCACAGAGAAUAAAAAACAAAUGGUCUUGUA
Messenger RNA from Tyto alba (common barn owl), 983 nucleotides. It is a transcript of the gene NOL7, whose product is annotated as nucleolar protein 7. The coding region runs from base 17 to 694 and encodes 225 amino acids. Gene Ontology annotation, molecular function: RNA binding. The transcript is spliced from 8 exons. The record is from RefSeq and is a predicted model, not a curated record. Lineage: Eukaryota; Metazoa; Chordata; Aves; Strigiformes; Tytonidae. Gene Ontology annotation, cellular component: nucleus.